CAACUUCUCCGGGUGCCGGCGGAGCGAGGGGCGCGGAAGCCAGCGCCUGGGGAGGCUCGGGCGCGCUUCCUCGCCGCAGAGGCGCGCCGCCUGCCCCAGGAUCGGCACUCGCGGCCACCCGACCCCCGACGGGCUGGGGUACGUAGGGAAAGGAGGGCGCGAGGCUGCGCCGCCCAACCGGGCAGAGGGAAGCUGGAGCCCCGUGGGCCGUCAGGGAAAUCGCGGCCGGGCAGGCCAGACCCGGCGCACCAAAAGCGCUCUCCGGCUCUCCUCCGUGCUCCUGGCUCGGCGCUGGGCGUUCAAGGGGAGGGAAGGGACUCGAAGCUGCUCUGCCGCCCGGAAAGCCCACGCACGGCUUGGGCUUCACCCCCGCAGGCGACCCGCCCGAGACUCCGGAAGAAAGUUGCGCCACGCGGGGCCCAGAACGGCGGCCGCCGCGCGCCCCUGCCCGCCCCUCAGCUUACAGCUCCUGGCCGCGGCUCGUCCUCUCCGGUGUCGCCUCCCCAGCCUCGGCCCAGGCUCCAGAGCCCCUUCCCGGCCCCUCUCACUCCAGGGUGCCCGGGCCCCCGGCCCCCUCGGAGCCGAGCCCUCAGCGCGCCCGCCGCGCCAUGGGUGCCGAUGGGCGCCGCGCCCCGGGAUGCGCCGCUGAGCCUGGGGCGGCGCUACUGA
Molecule: messenger RNA, 669 nt
Organism: Microcebus murinus (gray mouse lemur)
Lineage: Eukaryota; Metazoa; Chordata; Mammalia; Primates; Cheirogaleidae
Source: RefSeq, a predicted model, not a curated record